CCUCCCUCCCUGCCUCCCUCCCCCUGUGCCCUGCCCACCCCGGCGGUCUCUUCUCCAGCCCUGCCAGAGCCAAUCCGCGACUGGGUGUAAGUAGGGCAAGCCGCUUCCUGGUUCUCAGAAAGAAGGAGCAGGGAGUCGGAGUGGGCCAGCGGAGGCAGCAGACAGGGGGGUCAGAGCAGCCCAGAGAGCCGGCGGUCUGCAGAGAGAGGAGACGACGGAGGGGAGAAAAACGCCGACGCACGAUUUGGCGAAGAAUAAAAGCUCCCGGGUGUCGAGCCGAGGGCGGCGGUGAGACCCGGCGGAGAAGAAGAGACGCGAGCUGAGAUAAAAAAAAAAAAAAAAGAAAAAAAAAGAGAAGAAGUAGCAGAAGCAGGCAGGGUGGGACGGAGUAAUCCAGGAAGUGUGGAGGCCGGUCAGGUGGGAGGCGACGACUCAGAACAGGUGACACACCGGCACUCAGGUGUAUGACCUCUGCUGACCUCUGAUCAAAGAACCAAAAGAGGAGGGGGACAAGCGAGAGGCAGAGGAAAGCAGGCACCCAUCUUCUCCUGAGUUUAUGGACUGGAGGAAGGAGAGUGAGUGACAGAAUGUGCGAAAGAGGUAGACAUCCCCAAGGAUGAACGCUUAACCCUGACUUCUGACAGCGAGAUCAGACCUCUAAGUUACACAUCUAAAGGCAGCAGGAAGUAGGAAGAAAAGAAAGUGGUUUUCGAAGACGGCGAGGGGGACAGCUAAUGAGAGCGGAGCUGUGAGGAGCAGAAAGAUGGAUGCCACGAGACACACGCUGCCUCGCCUCCAGCUGACUGUGCCCAUGCCAAUGAAGACGGGGAAGGUGGCAAUGUCUCCAGGAGAGGACGGUCUGAUUGGGAUCCCCUUCCCGGAGCACAGUAAUGAGCUCUUGUCCCACCUGAAUGACCAAAGGAGGGCAGGACUCCUGUGCGACCUCACUCUGACAUCCCGCGGGGCCCGCUACCCGACUCACCGCUCCGUCAUGGCCGCCGUGAGUCUCUACUUCCGCCAGCUGUUCGGGGCAGAGGAGGGGGGCGGCGAGGGCGGAGGAGGUUUCAGCGUGUGCCAGCUGGACUGCGUGGCACCCGACGCCCUGGACGCCCUGCUGGAGUUCGCCUACACCGCCACCCUGACCAUCCCCAGCUCUGCGAUGAGAGAUGUGCUGCGAGGGGCUCAGCUUCUGGGCAUCCAGUGUGUGGCUGACGCAUGCAGAGACAUCCUGGGGGAGAAGGCGGAAGCAGAGGGGGAGACGGCAGAGGAGCAGAGAGCCCAACACACAGCUAGUGAGAGGAUUGUGCAGGGAGAGAGCAGGAUAAUGAAAGCCUCCCGGAGGAAAACGGACAAAAAGAAGGUGAAAAAAAUUGGAUCACAUCACAUCAACUCCUCGGUUUUGAACCAGUCACCUGCUUCUCCCGUCUCGCACCCUUCACCCGAAUCCGACAGCUUCCGCUCCCUGCCGUCUACCCAGCCGCCCAGCCCGGAGCAGGAGGAGCUUCGCCACAAAUCUGGGCAGAAUGGAGAUCCCAGGGCCAUCAGGGAGCCAGGGAGAGGGGCCACACCAAAUGGAGGGCUCCUCCACUGGCUCCACGAGCGCCCCCGCAUAGCCCACCCGCCUCCUGUCCCGCCCUUGACUGAUAAGCUGUCAGAGGAUGACGACAUGGAGGGUUUUGGCGACGAUGGUAUGCUGAUGGGAAGCAUCUCCAUACCCACCCCUGCAGCUGAUCAAGGAGCGUCAGCGUCUGCGGCGGGCGGUGGGAGGAAGAGGAAAUCUCAGACACCCCAGCAGUGCCCUGUUUGUCAGAAGAUCAUCCACGGAGCGGGAAAACUGCCUCGACACAUGAGGACACACACUGGAGAGAAGCCCUUCCAGUGCUCUGCCUGCGGAGUCCGUUUCACCCGGAAUGAUAAAUUGAAGAUCCACAUGAGGAAACACACAGGCGAGCGCCCCUACCCCUGCCCUCACUGCCCUGCUCGGUUUCUCCACUCAUACGACCUCAAAAACCACCUGUCCCUCCACAGCGGGGCGAGGCCCUUCGAGUGCCCGCUGUGCCACAAGGCCUUCGCCCGAGAGGACCACCUCCAGCGUCACCGCAAGGGGCACAGCUGCCUGGAGCUGCGCACACGCCGGCCCAGACGUGGGCCUGAGCACGGGGAGGAUGGGAGAGGGGACGUAGGCAGGAGGGAGCAGUCCAACCCUCUGGAGGCUCUGUCUUUACAGGCCCACUCCUCGGCGUUCCUCCCUCACCCGGUGCUGGAUGGUGGGAAUCGGGCCGGCCCCCCGCUGAUGUUUCCAGGUGACGUGGAAAGGGAGCGGUCUCUCGCCCUUCAGGCUUUGGCUCAAAUGGGGCCUCGCAGGCUGACCAGCUACCCUGAGCUCUUCCUACGAGGUCUGGAGCUGCGAGGAGGUAGAGAGGCGGAGGGGGAGGAUCCAGGAGGAACCCACUCGCCGGCUUCACAGCGUGACCGAUGGGGAGACGAAGUGGAAGAGGAAAUUGGUGAAGAGGCGGUGGAGGAAGAGGAAUAGUGAAAAGGGAGAGUGUGUGUGCGUGUGUUUGUGUGUGUACGUGUGUGUCUGUGUGGUAAAGCAUCCACAGUAAAAAAAAAUCUCACUCAGGUGGCUGGACUAAUGACCUGCUGCUCCCAUAUAGAGAGCGCUUAAAAAAAAAGAAACAACUAAAUGAUAAAAAAGAAAAAAAUGGAAAACGGGUUUUACUGCGAAAUUUUAAAUGUUUAUCUUCUGCCUCUCGGCGUUUUAUUUCAUUUGUCUUUUAACUUUUAUUUUUCGUUUGCCGUUUAUUUUUAUGCAUUUCCGUUUUGAGCUGAUUUGAUUAGAUUUUUCUAGCUGGACAUGCGUGUGUUGAGUGUGUGGUUACCGGGAUGCUUCUCACUAUGCAAACUCAAAUCCAGAGCUGCGACAUUUUGGGAUAUUUGAAGAUGUAUAUUUUAGUUACAAUAUAAAUGUAUUGAUUCAGGUGCAAUUCAGAAGUCUUAUCACCUAGAUAUCAAGAAUGAGCUUGUGUGGCCACUGUCCUCUGGUGGUUAUCAGUGGAAAUGCAGUCUAAUUUAUCCAACUUGUUCUGUACAUUGUAAGCAAUAAUAUUCUUUGUGUCUUUUCUUGUUUGUGGUAGAACCUUUGCUUUGAUUUGGUGCUUAAACCAAAGAUUUUAGUUGAACUGUUCUCUUACAUCCUAAGUUAACAGGAGAGGAGAGAGGUGAAUUGUAGCCAAUGUUGGGUUUGAAGAGAAGAUUCUUCCCAACUGUUCUGAUAGCCAUGAGAAAGAAUCUGCUUCCAUAUUUGAGUGUUUCAGAGCCGCUGAGCUCUGUGUUAAAUGCCUGACCAAAAAAGACAAAGUCUGGGUCGAUGAGUUGAUGUUGAUUGUGUUGAAGACAAUUCUUCUUUUCCGAAAGGCUGGAUUUCAGUCUUCCAAUGCACUCGUUUGGGUUCCUUGUUGCAAAAAAGAAAAAAGAAAGGGGGCAAGCUGAGGGCAUGAAAGAGAUGGCUUGCUCCGUUUUUCUGUACUUAUUUAUUUAUUGUUAUUUAUUAUGACUCUUCUGCUGAAACUCUUUUGUGAGACCAAAUCCAGGGUGGGGCACAGAUCGCAGCCCGCUUCUCGUCCAAGUCUUACAAGAAGCUGCAUUGCGCUAAAGAUUUUGGCUCAACGUCUCCACGUACCUAAACGCCUUCUUAUGGGCUGUGUGUCUUCUUUUGGCGAUUCUUCCUCGAAUGCAUUCUUUGCACAUUUAAUCCCGUCAGGUACUGCAAUAAUACAGGCACAUUCCAUCCUCCAGGGUUGAGAGAAGGGAACAGAGCAAAGAAGAAGCCAGGGGGUUCAAAACCUUCCGUGUAACUGGAACAUAAAAUGACUUUUCUGUUUUUGACGUUUUCAGCAUGCUUGUCUGUUGGUAAUCCAACAUGUAUAGUACUGUAUCACAUGUUAUCGCAUGGCAGUUCCUAUAGAUCGGCCACUGCUGUGUCUAAAGGGGCCAUUAUCUUUUGAGUUAAUCUGUCUUCGACCAAAACCCUUUUUAGCUUCAUCAUGCUUGCCCUGGACCAGUGCAUUAAGGCCUUUUGCAGGGUGUAAUGCCGUCAUUAAUGGCUUUAA
Molecule: messenger RNA, 4112 nt
Organism: Chelmon rostratus (copperband butterflyfish)
Lineage: Eukaryota; Metazoa; Chordata; Actinopteri; Chaetodontiformes; Chaetodontidae
Gene: zbtb7b
Product: zinc finger and BTB domain containing 7B
Exons: 5
Coding region: 764-2533 (589 amino acids)
Biological process (GO): positive regulation of gene expression; regulation of transcription by RNA polymerase II
Molecular function (GO): DNA-binding transcription factor activity, RNA polymerase II-specific; protein binding; RNA polymerase II cis-regulatory region sequence-specific DNA binding
Source: RefSeq, a predicted model, not a curated record